GGCCCUGGCAUUAUUUACUUACUUCUUUGACCCUUUUUCUAUUCUUAUUUUUUAAACUCUGCCUGUUAUAAUAAAAUUUAGAAAAUAAACCUCAAAAAGUUAGCUGGAAUCUAGAUUAAUUUCAUGGACCAUAGGCAGUGCUGUAAGAAAAUAUAAACCUAGUAUGCAAUGCAAGCAUAUUUAAAGCUUCAAAAAAACCAUAUGUUCAACUUCGGUUGCAGUAGUUUUGAAGACUAACUGUUUGCAAGCAAGAUUCAGUUAAAUCUCUGUACAUUUCCAUCUUUCUUUUCUUUCUCCCUUGCUUAGAGUUGGAAUAUCGAUCUACAUUAGUAUGGGAGGUAGCUACACUUUCACGUUUGCAGCAUCAGCAUGUUGUACGCUACUAUCAAGCAUGGUUUGAAAAAGGAGUUGCCAGUUCAUGUGGUGACAAUAUAUUGGGUUCAGGAACUGCAACAAGCUCUAUAUUCAGCUAUACAGGUGCUGGUUCAACUGACAUCCCUGGACAGGAGAAUAAGCUUGAAUCAACUUAUCUAUAUAUUCAGAUGGAAUAUUGCCCUAGGACUCUUCGCCAGGACUUUGAAUCAUAUAAUCAUUUUGACAAGGAGUUAGCAUGGCAUUUGUUUCGCCAAAUUGUAGAAGGUUUGGCGCACAUACAUGGGCAAGGAAUCAUCCAUCGGGACUUGACUCCUAAUAACAUCUUUUUUGAUGCACGGAAUGAUAUUAAAAUUGGAGAUUUUGGCCUUGGUGAGUUAUAUGUUUUCUCUUUUGCAAUCUUUUCUCCUUUGUUCUUUAUGCUUGAAAACAGUGUAUUAUGUAUUUAUAUAGGAUUCUGCAAAAGUUGUGAACUGGCAAUUUUUGCUACUUGUGAUAGUGUACAAAAACAUUAGAUAGGAGCUUGGCUAGUGUAACUAAUACAAUUGUAUAGAGAUAUAAUAAAAAUUCCUAAAUUGU
This is a messenger RNA of Rubroshorea leprosula, 951 nucleotides long. The record is from the annotation of a GenBank genome assembly. NCBI's taxonomy places the organism in Eukaryota, Viridiplantae, Streptophyta, Magnoliopsida, Malvales, Dipterocarpaceae.